This is a messenger RNA of Talpa occidentalis (Iberian mole), 15123 nucleotides long. It is a transcript of the gene TENM4, whose product is annotated as teneurin transmembrane protein 4. Gene Ontology annotation, cellular component: membrane; neuron projection. The record is from RefSeq and is a predicted model, not a curated record. Gene Ontology annotation, biological process: signal transduction; heterophilic cell-cell adhesion; neuron development. Lineage: Eukaryota; Metazoa; Chordata; Mammalia; Eulipotyphla; Talpidae. Gene Ontology annotation, molecular function: protein homodimerization activity; cell adhesion molecule binding; protein heterodimerization activity.
UGUAAAAUAAUGGUACUUCUAUGAUAAUAAAAAUAAACAAACCAAAUUUGACAGUAACAAAUAAACACAUAAAAUUAAAGCCUAUGCAUAUCCGUAGGGUAGCAGCACAUGUGCUCAUUAGGCAGCUACAAGGUGCAGGUUGACGAGAGCCAAGUAGCAGCAGCAGGGCUGUCUGUGUACUUGUCAGGUAUGUGGGAAGCAACAGUCGCUAUUACCAGUGUGGGUUCCACAUGAGGAUUACUAAAAGGUCUCCAAUGACCCAGAUCCAGCCUUAAUGAGCAUGCAGAUGCACAAGAUGUCAGCCAGAUCCUUUCUAUGUAAUCCUGAGUUCUGCUGAAAAGUUAGAGAAAAGUGAGGAAGGUGCAAGGUUAAAUCCAAUUGGCGAAAAUAUGCAUGUAAGUAGUUCCAGUAAAGUUCAGUGAAGACAUAGCUUCCUCUUGGUUUCAACCCCAAGGAAGCAAGUGCCUAUGGGAUGGGUAAUGACUGGUCCAGGUCACACACAGAGGGUAACUUCUCUUACUUAAGUGUCCACAGACUUUAAAUUCAUGGUACUGGAUAGGGCAGAAAAUGAGUGUGACCUGUGGACAGAGAAGGCUUGCAAAGGAGAGAAGGGCUGGUGCAAAAAAAAAAAAAAAAAAAAAAAAAAAAAGUUAUAUCCCAGUGAGAGAAAUCCCAGCAGCACUCCCUCAAAGGCUUCCCCCUCCAGGAAGGAAAGCCAGGUGGUGCCAGAAACAAAACAGAGAAGCCCAGCCUGGGAAUGACUUAGGAAUGAGGAUACCCAGUCAGGAGGGUACCCAGUCAGGCUCAGAGGUCCUGAUGGCAAGAUUAGAAGAUCCCUGUGUAUCUCGGGUAACUGUGGCUACAGGCUGAGUUACCAGAAAGAAGAUCUCAGCUCAGCAGGAAAAAUGCUUGCUUGGUAGUAAAUAAACAGUUUGUAAAGUCACUUCUAUCCAGCUACAACACCAUCUUCUUUUCACGCUGAAAUGAUCCACAGAUGGUGAAGACGUUCACGACGUUGUUGAUGGCUAUGAGGUAGGCCUGUUGGCCAUAUUUUGUAGGUGGAGGGUGGGAGUCCCCAAGAGGGCCCUCUACUUGCCCAGCCUGGUCCUGCUGGAACUGGGGGAGAUGGGGUGAAUGUAGGUCUGCAAUGUAGGUCCUGGGUCUGCGAGGUAGGUUUCUUUUCCCCUUUUUCUUAUGGGAGUGAGUGAACACGUUACUGUAAGGAUGGAAGCAAGUUCUGGAGGAUUCCUCCAGCUUGCUUUUAGGCUGAGUGUGUGCACCCAGGGCUGGGCUUGGGAGUAGAUGACAGCUGGAGCCCCUGCCUCCUACCUGGAGGUUCUCUGACUAUGCUGAGAGGAAGACAGCACACAGCCAGGUGCCUUGCUUGAAGCAAAUUCCUGGAGAGUGAUGAACAGAGUGGGGGAGGAGGCUGCCAGGAGCCAGGGGCUGGGAGUAGGGUCUCAUCUCGGGGGCAGGAGGAGAGAGGCUUGGAGAGAUAAGCAGAGCAGGAAUGAUGUGAGCAAACAGUGUUUGUGAAAGAAAGAUGAUUCUCACCAAGCGCUGUGCCGGGGCGGGGGACACCCAGGAGACCUGCGUGGAGGCUUUUGAAGGCGCAGACACAAGGGUCUGGGCAGUCGAGACCCGCACGGCAGGCAAUCCCGGGGACAGACAACUCUCCCACUCGGCCCUGCGCGCGGCGAGGACCCCGUCCGUGCAUGCGGAGGAGCGCGGGCGCGAGGCCAUGGACGUGAAGGAGAGGAAGCCGUACCGCUCGCUGACCCGGCGCCGCGACGCCGAGCGCCGCUACACCAGCUCGUCCGCGGACAGCGAGGAGGGCAAGGCCCCGCAGAAGUCCUACAGCUCCAGCGAGACCCUGAAGGCCUAUGACCAGGACGCCCGCCUGGCCUACGGCAGCCGCGUCAAGGACCUGGUGCCGCAGGAGGCCGAGGAGUUCUGCCGCGCAGGUACCAACUUCACCCUGCGUGAACUGGGGCUAGGAGAGGUGACGCCUCCUCAUGGGACUCUGUACAGAACUGAUAUUGGCCUCCCCCACUGUGGCUACUCCAUGGGGGCCAGCUCCGAUGCUGACAUGGAGGUCGACACCGUGCUGUCCCCAGAGCACCCUGUGCGCCUGUGGGCCCGGAGCACCCGGUCGGGGCGCAGCUCCUGCCUUUCCAGCCGGGCCAACUCCAACCUCACACUCACCGACACGGAGCACGAGAACACUGAGACUGGUGCUCCCUUGCAUUGUUCAUCCGCUUCAUCAACCCCUAUUGAGCGGUCCCCCUCCCCGCCCCCCUCCCCUCCGGCCAAUGAGAGCCAGAGGCGGUUGCUAGGCAACGGUGUGGCCCAGCCAACCCCGGACUCAGACUCUGAAGAAGAGUUUGUCCCUAAUUCAUUCUUAGUUAAAAGUGGCUCCGCCAGCCUGGGGGUCGCGGCGAACGAUCACCUGGGCGGCCUGCAGAACCACUCGCGGCUCCGGACCCCGCCGCCACCGCUCUCACACGCCCACACCCCCAGCCAGCACCACGCGGCCUCCAUUAACUCCCUGAACCGGGGCAACUUCACCCCGAGGAGCAACCCCAGCCCGGCCCCCACCGACCCCUCGCUCUCCGGAGAGCCCCCCGCCGGUGGAGCCCCGGAGCCGGCCCACGCCCAGGACAACUGGCUGCUCAACAGCAACAUCCCGCUGGAGACCAGAAACCUAGGCAAGCAGCCAUUCCUAGGGACAUUGCAGGACAACCUCAUUGAGAUGGACAUUCUCAGCGCCUCCCGCCAUGAUGGGGCUUACAGUGACGGGCACUUCCUCUUCAAGCCAGGAGGCACCUCCCCGCUCUUCUGUACCACCUCCCCAGGGUACCCGCUGACCUCCAGCACAGUGUACUCCCCUCCGCCCCGACCCCUGCCACGCAGCACCUUCGCUCGGCCAGCCUUCAACCUCAAGAAACCUUCCAAGUACUGUAACUGGAAGUGCGCGGCCCUGAGUGCCAUCGUCAUCUCUGCCACGCUGGUCAUCCUGCUGGCUUACUUUGUGGCCAUGCACCUGUUUGGCCUAAACUGGCACCUGCAGCCGAUGGAGGGGCAGAUGUAUGAGAUCACGGAGGACACAGCCAGCAGUUGGCCUGUGCCAACGGACGUCUCCCUGUAUCCCUCAGGGGGCACUGGGUUAGAGAUCCCUGACAGGAAAGGCAAAGGAGCCACAGAAGGAAAGCCCAGUAGUUUCUUUCCUGAGGACAGUUUUAUAGACUCUGGAGAAAUCGACGUGGGGAGGCGAGCUUCCCAGAAGAUUCCUCCUGGCACUUUCUGGAGAUCUCAGGUGUUCAUAGACCACCCAGUGCAUCUGAAAUUCAAUGUGUCUCUGGGAAAAGCGGCUCUAGUUGGCAUUUAUGGCAGAAAAGGCCUUCCUCCUUCUCAUACACAGUUUGACUUUGUGGAGCUGCUGGAUGGAAGGAGGCUGCUGACCCAGGAGGCACGGAGCCUGGAGGGACCCCAGCGCCAGUCUCGGGGGGUCGUUCCCCCUUCUAGCCACGAGACAGGCUUCAUCCAGUAUUUGGAUUCAGGAAUCUGGCACCUGGCCUUUUAUAAUGACGGGAAGGAGUCCGAAGUGGUUUCUUUUCUCACCACUGCCAUUGAAUCGGUGGAUAACUGCCCCAGCAACUGCUUCGGUAACGGAGACUGCAUCUCGGGGACCUGCCACUGCUUCCUGGGCUUCCUGGGCCCCGACUGCGGCAGAGCCUCCUGCCCCGUGCUCUGUAGUGGGAAUGGCCAGUACAUGAAGGGCCGGUGCCUGUGCCACAGCGGCUGGAAGGGCGCUGAGUGCGACGUGCCCACCAACCAGUGCAUCGACGUGGCCUGCAGCAACCAUGGCACCUGCAUCAUGGGCACCUGCAUCUGCAACCCUGGCUACAAGGGCGAGAGCUGCGAGGAAGUGGACUGCAUGGACCCCACGUGCUCCGGCCGCGGUGUCUGCGUGCGAGGCGAAUGCCACUGCUCUGUGGGAUGGGGCGGCACCAACUGCGAGACACCCAGGGCCACCUGCUUGGACCAGUGCUCAGGACAUGGAACCUUCCUCCCAGACACUGGGCUGUGCAGCUGUGACCCAAGCUGGACGGGACACGACUGUUCUAUUGAGAUCUGUGCUGCCGACUGUGGUGGCCACGGCGUCUGUGGGGGCGCCUGCCGCUGCGAGGACGGCUGGAUGGGGGCGGCCUGCGACCAGAGGGCCUGCCACCCGCGCUGCGCCGAGCACGGGACCUGCCGCGACGGGAAGUGCGAGUGCAGCCCUGGCUGGAACGGCGAGCACUGCACCAUCGAGGGUUGUCCUGGCCUGUGCAAUGGUAAUGGCAGAUGCACCUUGGAUCUGAAUGGAUGGCACUGCGUCUGCCAGCUGGGCUGGAGAGGAGCUGGCUGUGACACAUCCAUGGAAACCGCCUGUGGUGACAGCAAAGACAACGAUGGAGAUGGCUUGGUGGACUGCAUGGAUCCUGACUGCUGCCUCCAGCCCCUCUGCCACAUCAACCCUCUGUGCCUGGGCUCUCCCGACCCGCUGGACAUCAUCCAGGAGACACAGGCCCCCGUGUCCCAGCAGAGCCUGCACUCUUUCUAUGACCGCAUCAAGUUCCUGGUGGGCAGGGACAGCACACACAUCAUCCCCGGCGAGAACCCCUUUGAUGGAGGGCAUGCAUGCGUUAUCCGUGGCCAAGUGAUGACAUCAGAUGGGACCCCACUGGUUGGUGUGAACAUUAGUUUCGUCAAUAACCCUCUCUUUGGAUACACCAUCAGCAGGCAAGAUGGCAGCUUUGACUUGGUCACCAACGGCGGAGUCUCUGUCACCCUGCGGUUCGAGCGGGCGCCUUUCCUCACGCAGGAGCACACCCUCUGGCUGCCCUGGGAUCGCUUCUUCGUCAUGGAAACCAUCGUCAUGCGACAUGAGGAGAAUGAGAUCCCCAGCUGUGACCUGAGCAACUUCGCACGGCCCAACCCAGUCGUGUCUCCAUCCCCACUGACGGCCUUCGCCAGCUCCUGUGCAGAGAAAGGACCCAUCGUUCCAGAAAUUCAGGCUUUGCAGGAGGAAAUCACCAUCUCUGGCUGCAAGAUGAGGCUGAGCUACCUGAGCAGUCGUACCCCUGGCUACAAGUCUGUCCUGAGAAUCAGCCUCACCCACCCCACCAUCCCCUUCAACCUCAUGAAGGUCCACCUCAUGGUGGCGGUCGAGGGCCGGCUCUUCAGGAAGUGGUUUGCGGCAGCCCCAGACCUGUCCUAUUAUUUCAUCUGGGACAAGACAGACGUCUACAACCAGAAGGUGUUUGGGCUCUCAGAAGCCUUUGUUUCCGUGGGUUAUGAGUAUGAAUCCUGCCCAGAUCUGAUCCUGUGGGAAAAAAGAACAGCUGUGCUACAGGGCUAUGAAAUUGAUGCUUCCAAGCUGGGAGGAUGGAGCCUAGACAAACAUCAUGCCCUCAACAUCCAAAGUGGCAUCCUGCACAAAGGAAAUGGGGAGAACCAGUUUGUGUCUCAGCAGCCCCCUGUCAUCGGGAGCAUCAUGGGCAAUGGACGCCGGAGAAGCAUCUCCUGCCCCAGCUGCAAUGGCCUCGCUGACGGGAACAAGCUCCUGGCGCCCGUGGCCCUCACGUGUGGCUCCGAUGGGAGCCUCUAUGUGGGGGAUUUCAACUACAUCCGAAGGAUCUUCCCCUCUGGGAACGUCACCAACAUCCUGGAGCUGAGUCACAGUCCAGCACAUAAAUAUUACCUGACCACAGACCCCAUGACGGGGGCCGUCUUCCUUUCUGACACCAAUAGCCGACGGGUCUUUAAGAUCAAGUCCACAGUGGUGGUGAAGGACCUUGUCAAGAACUCCGAGGUGGUCGCAGGAACAGGUGACCAGUGCCUCCCCUUCGAUGACACUCGCUGUGGUGAUGGUGGGAAGGCCACAGAAGCCACACUCACCAACCCCCGGGGCAUCACGGUGGACAAGUCUGGGCUCAUUUACUUUGUGGAUGGCACAAUGAUCAGGCGCAUUGAUCAGAACGGAGUCAUCUCCACCUUGCUGGGCUCCAAUGACCUCACCUCAGCCCGGCCCCUCAGCUGCGAUUCUGUCAUGGAUAUUUCUCAGGUUCGCCUGGAGUGGCCCACAGACUUAGCCAUCAACCCAAUGGACAACUCCCUUUACGUCCUGGACAAUAAUGUGGUCCUGCAGAUCUCUGAAAACCACCAAGUGCGCAUUGUUGCUGGCAGGCCCAUGCACUGCCAGGUCCCUGGCAUCGACCACUUUCUGCUGAGCAAGGUGGCCAUCCAUGCAACCUUGGAGUCAGCCACCGCUUUGGCUGUCUCUCACAACGGGGUCCUGUAUAUCGCUGAGACGGAUGAGAAGAAGAUCAACCGCAUCAGGCAGGUCACCACUAACGGGGAGAUCUCACUCGUUGCUGGAGCCCCCAGUGGUUGUGACUGUAAAAAUGAUGCCAACUGUGAUUGUUUCUCUGGAGAUGAUGGAUAUGCCAAGGAUGCAAAGUUGAAUACCCCGUCCUCCUUGGCUGUGUGUGCUGACGGGGAGCUCUAUGUGGCGGACCUUGGGAAUAUCCGAAUUCGGUUUAUCCGGAAGAACAAGCCUUUCCUCAAUACCCAGAAUAUGUAUGAACUGUCCUCGCCAAUCGACCAGGAACUCUACCUGUUUGAUACCAGUGGCAAGCACCUGUACACCCAAAGCCUGCCCACAGGUGAUUACCUGUACAACUUCACCUACACGGGGGACGGUGACGUCACACUCAUCACAGACAACAAUGGCAACAUGGUGAAUGUCCGCCGCGACUCUACCGGGAUGCCCCUCUGGCUGGUGGUCCCAGAUGGCCAGGUGUACUGGGUGACCAUGGGCACUAACAGUGCACUCAAGAGUGUGACUACACAAGGACAUGAGCUGGCCAUGAUGACAUACCAUGGCAACUCUGGCCUUCUGGCAACCAAAAGCAAUGAAAAUGGAUGGACGACAUUUUAUGAGUACGACAGCUUUGGCCGCCUGACAAAUGUGACCUUCCCUACUGGCCAGGUGAGCAGCUUCCGAAGUGACACAGACAGCUCAGUGCAUGUCCAGGUAGAGACCUCCAGCAAGGACGACGUCACCAUUACCACCAACCUGUCUGCCUCAGGCGCCUUCUAUACCCUGCUGCAAGACCAGGUCCGCAACAGCUACUACAUUGGGGCCGAUGGCUCCCUGCGGCUGCUGCUGGCCAAUGGAAUGGAGGUGGCGCUGCAAACCGAGCCCCACCUGCUGGCGGGCACCGUCAACCCCACCGUGGGCAAGAGGAACGUCACGCUACCCAUUGACAACGGCCUCAACCUGGUGGAGUGGCGGCAACGCAAGGAGCAGGCUCGGGGCCAGGUCACCGUCUUCGGGCGCCGGCUGCGGGUGCACAACAGAAACCUCCUGUCCCUGGACUUUGACCGUGUGACACGCACGGAGAAGAUCUAUGAUGACCACCGCAAGUUCACCCUGCGGAUCCUGUAUGACCAGGCAGGGCGGCCCAGCCUCUGGUCCCCCAGCAGCAGGUUGAAUGGUGUCAACGUGACCUACUCUCCAGGGGGGCACAUUGCGGGCAUACAAAGGGGCAUCAUGUCCGAAAGGAUGGAGUAUGACCAGGCGGGCCGCAUCACAUCCAGGAUCUUCGCUGAUGGGAAGACAUGGAGCUACACGUACUUAGAGAAGUCCAUGGUGCUGCUCCUCCACAGCCAGAGGCAGUAUAUCUUUGAGUUUGACAAAAACGACCGCCUCUCAUCCGUGACAAUGCCCAACGUGGCCCGGCAGACCCUGGAGACCAUCCGCUCAGUGGGCUACUACAGGAACAUCUACCAGCCCCCCGAGGGCAAUGCCUCGGUCAUCCAGGACUUCACUGAGGACGGGCACCUCCUCCACACCUUCUACUUGGGCACUGGCCGUAGGGUGAUCUACAAGUAUGGCAAGUUGUCCAAGCUGGCCGAAAUGCUGUACGACACCACAAAGGUGAGCUUCACUUACGACGAGACCGCGGGCAUGCUGAAGACCAUCAACCUGCAGAACGAGGGCUUCACCUGCACCAUCCGCUACCGUCAGAUCGGGCCCCUGAUUGACCGGCAGAUCUUCCGCUUCACCGAGGAAGGCAUGGUCAAUGCGCGCUUUGACUACAACUAUGACAACAGUUUCCGCGUGACCAGCAUGCAGGCCGUGAUCAAUGAGACUCCGCUGCCCAUCGAUCUCUAUCGCUAUGACGACGUGUCAGGCAAGACAGAGCAGUUUGGAAAGUUUGGUGUCAUCUACUAUGACAUUAACCAGAUCAUCACCACUGCUGUCAUGACCCACACGAAGCACUUUGAUGCGUAUGGUCGGAUGAAGGAAGUGCAGUAUGAGAUUUUCCGCUCACUCAUGUACUGGAUGACCGUCCAGUAUGACAACAUGGGGCGCGUUGUAAAGAAGGAAUUGAAGGUGGGCCCCUAUGCCAACACCACGCGGUACUCCUAUGAAUACGAUGCUGAUGGGCAGCUGCAGACAGUCUCCAUCAAUGACAAGCCACUCUGGAGAUACAGCUACGACCUCAAUGGGAACCUCCACUUACUGAGCCCCGGGAACAGUGCGCGGCUCACCCCACUGAGGUACGACCUCCGUGACCGCAUCACUCGGCUGGGUGACGUGCAGUACAAGAUGGACGAGGAUGGCUUCCUGAGGCAGCGGGGCAGUGACGUCUUUGAGUACAACUCAGCCGGCCUGCUCAUCAAGGCCUACAACCGGGCCGGCGGCUGGAGUGUCAGGUACCGCUAUGAUGGCCUGGGGCGCCGGGUCUCCAGCAAGAGCAGCCAAGGCCACCACCUGCAGUUCUUCUAUGCGGACCUGACCAACCCCACCAAGGUCACCCACCUCUACAACCACUCCAGCUCUGAGAUCACCUCCCUCUACUACGACCUGCAAGGGCACCUCUUUGCCAUGGAGCUGAGCAGCGGCGACGAGUUUUACAUAGCCUGUGACAACAUCGGGACCCCUCUGGCCGUCUUCAGUGGGACGGGCUUGAUGAUCAAGCAAGUCCUGUACACUGCCUAUGGGGAGAUCUACAUGGACACAAACCCCAACUUCCAGAUCAUCAUCGGCUACCAUGGUGGCCUUUACGACCCGCUCACCAAGCUCGUCCACAUGGGCCGGCGGGACUAUGAUGUGCUGGCAGGCCGCUGGACUAGCCCAGACCACGAGCUGUGGAAGCACCUUAGUGGCAGCAGCAUCAUGCCGUUUAAUCUCUACAUGUUUAAAAACAACAACCCCAUCAGCAACUCUCAGGACAUCAAGUGCUUCAUGACAGAUGUCAACAGUUGGCUCCUCACCUUUGGAUUCCAGCUGCACAAUGUGAUCCCGGGCUACCCCAAACCGGACAUGGAUGCCAUGGAACCAUCCUAUGAGCUCGUCCACACGCAGAUGAAAACUCAGGAGUGGGACAACAGCAAGUCUGUCCUCGGAGUGCAGUGUGAAGUGCAGAAGCAGCUCAAGGCCUUCGUCACCCUGGAACGCUUCGACCAGCUCUACGGCUCCACGAUCACCAGCUGCCAGCAGCCCCCAGAGACAAAGAAGUUUGCAUCGAGUGGCUCAGUCUUUGGCAAGGGGGUCAAGUUUGCCUUGAAGGACGGUCGAGUGACCACAGACAUCAUCAGCGUGGCCAACGAGGAUGGGCGGAGGGUUGCUGCCAUCCUGAACAACGCUCACUACCUGGAGAACCUGCACUUCACCAUCGACGGGGUGGACACCCACUACUUCGUGAAGCCAGGGCCCUCCGAAGGCGACCUGGCCAUCCUGGGUCUCAGUGGGGGGCGGCGGACCCUGGAGAACGGGGUCAACGUCACUGUGUCCCAGAUCAACACGAUGCUCAACGGCAGGACUAGACGCUACACAGACAUCCAGCUCCAGUACGGGGCGCUGUGCUUGAACACUCGCUACGGAACCACGGUGGACGAGGAGAAGGCACGGGUGCUGGAGCUGGCGCGGCAGAGAGCUGUGCGCCAGGCCUGGGCCCGAGAGCAGCAGAGACUGCGGGAGGGGGAGGAGGGCCUGCGGGCCUGGACAGAGGGGGAGAAGCAGCAGGCGCUGAACACGGGGCGGGUGCAAGGCUACGAUGGCUUCUUCGUGAUCUCCGUCGAGCAGUACCCAGAACUGGCAGACAGCGCCAACAACAUCCACUUCAUGAGACAGAGCGAGAUGGGCCGAAGGUGACAGAGAGGACCCCGGCCUGAACUUCUUGCCAAAGACAGCUACUCUUCUGUGGCCGCGUACCUGACUGUGUUGUACUUUAAAAAAAAAAAAAGAAUAGAAAAGACAAAAAAAAAAAGGUUGUUUUUUAAACAAGUGCAGAAAACAAACAAAAAAAGUUGCAUUGUAACUCAUGCAACAUCCUUUUUUUUAAGAAAAGAAAACCACAAAUUUGGCCUUCACACAUUUUUUGCAAAGAACAGAAGGUAUUUUUUUUCUGUAGUGUGAUCACAAUGAAAACCUUAUUGUCUUUUGUUCCCUUUUUCCCUUGAGGAUUUUUCCUUGUUGUUUGGGGUACCUCUCUCCUCUGAGACUCAUUCCCCGGGAUGUGUCCUUGUCUGUCCCUAGGUACCCAGUGUGAUGUGAGACAUGAAUGUCUGUGCUAACUUGUCUCAUGUGCAGCCCUUUUUCCGACGGGGGGUUGGGCAGGAGUGACGGGUAUGAAGAGAAACCGGUCAGAGCCAAACUUCCGAGGGGGCCUGGGAGGCGGGUCUGCAGGACUGAGGAUCUCUGGCUAGGCGUCUGCCCACCGGUGGAAGUGGCUUGUAACUUGCCGUGUUCAGUGCACCUGGAGGGCCACCGAUGGCUUCAUCUUACUCCGGGGAUUUCAUGAUGUCGUUCAGCACCUUUUUCAAGCUGCCCCAAACUCUUGUCCGAGCUUUACAUUUUGAAGCUAAAUGCACCCCCCACACCCCUUUUGCAAAUCGUGUGUAGUUGUCAAUGUCACCCCCAUGCUGGAUGGAGAAAGUGUCUCCCAGGCCCUUUCCCCAGGCUGGUGACAUAGCAUCCUGGGGCUGAGCGCCCGCCCUCCAAGAGGCAGAGGCCCCCAGGACGUCUGUGGUUGGUUGACCCUCCCAUGGUGUUCCUCAUUCAUCUCCUCCUCUCUCCCAAAGUCCAAUGUGAGAACCAGCAUGCACAGCCAGCCGUCAGCGUGGGCGCCACGCCCAGGGAGGGAAGGCCACCCAUGGCGAAGGGACGGCAGUGGUGGCCGGGAUACCAGCCUGCCUUCCUAGGGGAAACCCUUUCCGUGACUUUGGGGGUCUUCCUUCCACUGCUCAGCUGCCACCACUGAGGAAUGGGAGUGUGUAGGAGUGUGGUGCUUGGUGGCCUUUGAUUCUGGAAAGAUGCUUAACAGAAAGUCAGCCAAAGAGAGAAAGGCAUGAGCCGAGUAUGCUUCUAAGCGGCUCCCAGGCUCCUCUGCCCUGCCAUCCACGGGCUAAUUGCAGAGUCGGGAGGAAGCUGGAUGGGCUUUCAAGAGAUUUCCUUCAGUGAAGUUCUUCUAAAACUGCUUCCUCUCUAAAGAAGCCCAACCAGGGUUUUAAAGAAAGACUAAGGAGAAAGGAGGAAAGAACUCAUUUGGUGCAGCUUGGCAGUGUCUUGCAACCCCACCAGGAUUGGGGGACGCUCAUCCUAGUACCCAUGGAUCCCGGAAGCCAGGCUCCAUGUCCCCUGAAGACCCAGGCCUGAGGUCACCGGGAAGAGGCUUAAGCCCCCCCAGGAGUGGUACUGCCCACACCCGUGGGAUGCCCUGGCCCAGAUGGCAGCCCACAGGCCAGAGGAAGCCUUGCGGGAGGGAGAGUAGCAGCAAGAGCUAGCUCCUUGCUACUGUCUCAUCUGCCCAAUUACAUUUCGUUACCACUCGCAGAGGCUCUGGGAGACCAGGAGGGGAAACCAAAUGCUUCUUUUUGAGCUGGGCUUCUUAAAAAAUGGGACUUUUAUGGGUUGCAUUUACAUUAAGUGUGGAAAAUGAAUUCCGAGUCUGAGCUAUUCCCCGUGGAAACCUUGUUGGACUGAUAAGCUCAUGGCACCUUUAUAGCCUUACUCACAGAGUCUUCAGAAUAUUACCUGAGUUAAUGAAACCAAGAAGGUCUCUUACUGCAUGAGAAUCGGAGCAGUGUGUGGUCUGGGUUCUGCCUGGCAGAGGGAGAAAAGGUUUCGCCUUACGUCAUCCCACUGGGAUUAGAGGAUGUGUUUCGCUAAGUGCUCUUCCUGUUUCCACAAAAGUCACCCUGCUGCGACAGUGAGCCUCGCCUGCUCGUCCACGGGCUGCCCACUGCCUCCCGGCGCAGAGAUCCACUGAGUCAGUGCAGCACCCUCGGGCCCACCAUGCAUGGCAGGAGCUGGCAGUGGGCUCCCAUCGGCAGGAUCUUCUCGGAUGGGAUGGAAAACGGUUUGGCCUGAAGAAACAAGUUUUUCACCCAAAACGGACUUAUCGAUAUGUACUCUUGAUAGAAGGGCAAAGCUCUCCUGUCCAUGGACCUAGCUCAUUGGUCCCACCCUGGCUGCCCGACAUGAGUCACAGCUUCCAGGGAAAAUGUCCUUAGAAGUCAGAGACCGCAUGAGGGCCACAGGAAACAUCCGCCUCCACCUCCUGAGCCCUCUGUCCCUCCUCCACCACCCCCACCAAAGUAACAAUGUGAACUUCUAAAAGUCAAAAACAGAAUGAUUGAGCAUUCCUUUUCUUUAAACAAAUAAUAUUAUAUAUAUUUUUCCUGGGCUACAUACCACCAGGGAGGCCCAGCUUCGGUGCAGGGAGAAGCUGAGCAUCCCCAAGCUUUAGAGAAAGGGUCUUGGGUGUGGUCUGGCUUCUGCCUGGCAGUGGGUGCUGCUGCUCUGAGAGACGGUGCUGCAGUGUGGCCCUAGUAAGCUGGCUUCCGUGCAUGCCUCCAUGCUCAGUCUGUCUCCUGCUGACACCACAGUCCAGUAUCACAGUAAUAGUGAAUCUGAGGCAUAAGCCAGAGUUCCCUGGACCUGCUUAGUGGCAUCCAGGCUGCAAAUCCCAUCCCUGAAGGUACCUGUUUGGCACUAACCCACCAACUUGUCUUCAGACCUUGGAACAAGUAGUCCUUUCUCAUUGGUUCACAGUUCUGCAGGAUGUCAGCCUCUGAUCCAAAAUAAUGGUUUAUUUUAGAAUAAUUCCUGCUUCUCCACUCCCCUCCACAGCUGCCACCAGCCCCUCAUCCUCUGCCCAUGUGCCAUCAACUAAAAUAGGACUUCAAUGUCUCCUUGACUUUGCCUCUUAGAAGAUGAGGUUUCCUUCUACCUAUCCCCACAUAGACCUUGUUGGAGGGCAGAGCGAUGAUAAUGGGAGGGAAAAGAGGCAGUCCAUGGUAAUUUACACCUGUCUCAGCUUGAGCAGAAUGGUUGGCUGAGCGUUAGCCCACGGAACAGACCAGCACCUGCUUUCUACGUAGAAAUGGAAGAUUUGAAGCAAUUCCUGAGGAGAUGAGCAGAGGUUGAGAAGGGCCAGGGUGUAUGCUUUUAAUGCACCAGGAUGGGGUGGACCUGGAAGCAGAUAAUGGUGAGGCAAGGAAGGUGAGUAUGACCAGGCAGUGUUUUCACAGAUAUAUAACCAGGAAUCAGGUCUAUUUUUGUAAACGAGAAUAAAGAACCUUUUCAGCUGUGACUUUUAAGUACCAUCUUGUUAGAUAGCUGGGCUGCUCGUUGUGCAAAGGCAAGGCUUGGGAUGGACCAGCUUAGAAGGCAGUCUCACCACCUGCAGCCUUGCAUUUGCACCUGCCAUGUGGUAAGGGCAGUGAGCUUUGUGCCCCGAAGGAAGGCACAUGCCUCAGCAGGUCCCAGGUUUUGGGGGUCUGCCUUCCCGGUCCUCAAAGUCAAAUCCACCCUCCACUUCUCACAGGGCCGCCAACUGCUGGAUCCCAGGAGGAACCCAGUCUGUCUUUUCCCUUGGGGUCCUCGUUAGGACUGAGAGCCUUCCAUUGAAGGCUCAUCAUCCCCAGCUAGGUUUAUACACUUGUCUAUAUUUUAUUGGAAAGGAGGGGAUUCAAAAAAAGAACUCUAGUUCAAGGCCCUUCCAUUUAACCUUCAAAUAACAGCAAACUCAUUUUAAAGACUCAUUGCUCAGGUGAUAGAAACUUUAUCCUCUCCAACCUUUACAUUCUCAAAAACCAGCCUUGUGUACUUGAUCGCCCCAGACAGCAGUGAGCUCUUAGGUUUGACAUGCAAUGUGGAAGAUCAGAUUGAGGGGAAGCCCAGGUUGGGCCGAUGCUGUGUUUCUCACCCCCUCUGGAAUGCCAAAGGCAACUAGCUGGGAGGCCUCGUGGUCCCCAAGAAAAUGUGAUCGAUCCUGAGAGCAAACUGCCGAGGGAAGCCAACCUUUGGGCAGGCUCAGCUGUCCUGGCAGAAGCUGAGUCGCAGGUGCCUGGCCACGCCCGGCAACCUGGGUUCACCCACCGCCAGAAUCCCACUUUUCUAAACCUGCCUGUUCUUGAAGACUUCUGAACCUGCAGCUUCGGCAAAAGGACUCUCCCAAGCUGCCUCUGGAUGACCAACACUGGAGACUCUGGCCUUACCAUGUGGAAAUAGUUUUCCUGAAGUCUGGAACUAAUUUUGAGAAGUUUUUUUCUCAACACUUUUGUGUUUCUAACACUGUAUUCUUGACUGUGUAAAUAUCGACAAGGCUGUAAAUAAAUGCAGAUGUAGAUACCUUCUAGAAAAAAAAAAGGCAUAAAAACAAAACCAGAAGUGAUCCUGUGUAGCCUUCGUUGAUAAAUAAAAGAAUAUUUUGUGUUUAAAGGUGUCUGGUGACCUUUAUCUGCAGACUGGUGCCUGCCUCUUGCCUGUCCCAGCCCUCAAGCAGUCCUCUGAGUUUGCUCUUUGAAAUGUUGACUGUUCUUAGGAUGAUCUCCAGACAACUCAGAUCUUAGGCCAGGAUCUUAGGCCAUAAAGUCCCUCUUAAGUUUUCCAGGUGAUAGCUGUCAUGGAAAGGCAUUUCCAGAGGCCACAAAGGCCCAAGGGCUUAACCUCAGGCUGGAUGAGGUACCUGGAAAGGCGACUCUGACAUCAGCUAUGCCCCACAGCGUCCCCAAGCCACAGGCCCCACUGUUGUCAAUGCUGGCCUUGGACAGAAACCGCAA